CAUUUAUGAAAGCGAAAAGCAGUUCAGCUCAGCGCUCCACUGAUCCACUCCACUUUCGUCUCCGCCUCUCCGGUCUCCCCAAAUGGCCACCGACUCUCCCCCUCUCCGCAUGACGUGAAAAGCCGGCACCUAGACGGAAAGGCCGGAGGCGCGGAGCGGCGGAGGGAGACAUCGCGUGGAGCGGCGGAGAUCCCGCCUUUUCCGUCGGAUUUGACGGCCCACGCCCUCCCACUCUCUCUCUCCGGGAGGCGGGAGCCAGGAGACCACCACCACCCUGCCGGCCAGUAUAUCACACCGCGCGCCUGGGCCGUCAACGGCUACUUGCGCCCUCCCAUGGAACAGCGGGAGGCGCGGCAAGAGGAGGAGGAGGAGGAGGAGGAGGUGGAGCAGUGGCACGAGGCGCCGUCGGUUCCUCCCAGGGAAAACAAGGAGGAAAGAGAUCGAAACCUAUCCUCUCGUGUGGUUUCUUUGUUAUUUGGUGGUGAUAUCUCAACACCGGGUCAGACAUUCGAGAAAUGGGUUUCAUUGGUACGUAAACGAAGUGGGGCAUUCCGCCCAUCAGGGUUCCCACGCCGGAAUUCAAGGAUUGAAGUCAUGCCAAGUGGGAGUUUCUCACUUUUCAGUACAGCAGACUUAAGCGAGCAAGUGGUUACAGCAGAGCUCGUAGCCAAAGAAGAGAUACCAUUGAUGAUCAGUCAGCCUACCGAAAUAAGUUUGUGGGAGAGACUUGGAAAUGCUUCUGCAUUAGAUAUUGAAUCACCUGACUUUUCAUGGAAUAUGCUGUCAUCUCUGCACCAUACAGAGCAUAGCAGUAGUUCGGAACACUCUGAAGAUGAAAUGAGCAAAGCUCUUGAGGUGACUGUGAACUCUGGUGGUGUAGUGUUCUUUGCUCUAUUUAGUUCUUCAGGUAAUGUCUUGCCAAAAGAAGCAGCUGCUGUUAUAAAGUUCUCAUCAUCAAAGAUGUCAACUCAGGCAGAACGUCUGGGUUAUGAAUUUGCAAGAUUGCUUGGAGUUCAGACACCACAAGCUAGAGUAGUACACAAUUCUAGCCAAGAGUGGCAGGAGAUUAGACAGGCUGCAGAAAAUGCACGAUCAGCAGCGGUUUCAAAUAAUGAUGAGGUUGGUGAGAUGACAUGCUCAGAAUUGUUGGAAGCUCUUGAGCUAAGCCGCUGCCUCCUUCUAAUGAGUUAUAUCCAUGGGUCUCCCCUUCUUGAGAGUUCAAAGGCAUUUAGUCCACGGGAGGAUGCUUGCAUUACUGCUUCAUCCUUGGGUAGGGUCUUCAUGCUAGAUCUGAUACUCAGAAAUGAGGACAGACUCCCAUGCCGUCAACUUGGUUGGCGUGGCAAUCCUUCAAACCUGAUGAUUUCAGAUAGAUCAUCUGUACUGGACAGAUUGGAUGAUUCCAAGUGCACUACAGAUAGUUCCAUUCCACCGAUUACUCAAUUUGUGCAGAGUGAAAAGCUGCGGACUCACUCUGCAAAUGCAACCAUGAAUUCUCCAGAGUCUGUAACCAUGUCACCAAAACCAGAUGCAUCGAGAAGUGUAAGAGGAAAUGCUGAACGUUUGGAUGUGCCUUUCCACAUUGUAGCAAUUGACACUGGAGUGCCCCGCCGUCCCCCUGCAGGGAGACGGGUGAAAGAUCAUGAGCGGUAUCCCAAAGUUGUGCAGCUCAUCUUGAAUAAUUCAGAUUACUCCUCAAAUAUGUUGUAUGAAAUUUCUGGUGGUAAGCUUGGGAUUCCUGGACCUGAUGAAGCAAUCACUUCCACUGAUCUUUGUUGUUCCAUUUCUGAUGAAGACAAUACUGCUGCGAUUCAUGAAUUCCGGGGGGCAUUUCGUGCGGCUCUUAGGGAUCUGGAGGGGUUCCAUCUAUUUCUUCUCCAGCUAUACCAAAAACUAGAUGGCAUUUUGCGAGUUUUCUUGUCCAUAGUUACUAAAGGUUCUGAAGAAUCUGACAACAAUGAUGUUACAGUUCCUGAUUUUCCAUCACCAGGUGCUGGCUAUAGUACUCCUUGCCCUCCUAGUAAGCAUAUGAAUAGUGAACCGCACAAUGAUUCUGAAAUACUGAAAUCAACAACAAAGCCUUCUUCUGCGGGAUCCCGGGGAAGCUCAGAUUCAGUAUCCCCUCUGUCAAGAGACAGUUGGAGUAAUAAAUAUUUUAAAGGGAGUGCAGAGGGUCCCCGGCAUUUAAGAAUGACAAUGAAACUCCGUGAUUUUUACAAGACUCCGAAGGUUGAUCCUGAAUUGCUCAAAGAGAUAGAACAAUGGAAUGAGAUGCUUAAGUCUGAUGUAAUAAAAUUUUGUGAGGAGAACAAUUUUCAUUCUGGAUUUUUCGAUGGCAAUGAGAACAACAUGGUAGCUGAUGCAUAUGAAUUGAAGGUGCGUCUAGAACACAUCAUCGAAAGGAUAGCCUUGGUCUCUGAUGCUGCAAAUACCGAGCGGCCUUCUCUUGUUAUCAACAACUUGUUUAUAGGUGGGGCUCUGGCUGCAAGGUCUAUGUACACACUUCAGCAUUUGGGCAUUACCCAUAUACUAUGUUUGUGUUCAAAUGAGAUUGGCCAGUCUGAUUCCCAAUUUCCUGAUCUUUUUGAAUACAAGAACUUUUCAAUUAGUGACGACGAUGAUGCAAAGAUCAGCGAUCUUUUUGAAGAAGCCUCAGAUUAUAUCGAUCAUGUAAAUCAUGUUGGAGGCAAGGUUCUUGUUCAUUGCUUUGAAGGAAAAAGUCGGAGUGCCACAAUUGUGCUUGCUUACCUGAUGCUCAGAAAGGGCCUCACUCUCGCCAAAGCUUGGAACUUACUGAAGAAAGUGCAUCGUCGAGCACAACCGAAUGAUGGUUUCGCAAAGGCUCUUCUAGCCCUCGACAGGAAGCUGCACGGAAAGGUGUCAAUGGAUUGGCAGCACAAGCGACCUGAGAUGAAGGUGUGCCCAAUCUGCAGCAAGAGCGUCGGGCUGAGCACGAGCUCACUCAAGCUGCAUUUGCAGAAGGCUCACAAGCGGCUAUCUGCAGGGAGCGUGGAUAGUGCCAUGACCCUGGAGAUCCAGAAGACGAUCCAGUCGCUCCGGAUCAGCCGUGGUGGGAGCCUGAGCCCUUCUCAGAAGCUUACGAAGGCGUUUGCUGAUGAGCUCAGCUUCUGAAUCAAUUCUUAGUGUUGUGGCAGUAUGAUAUACACAGUACACGUUUUCAAGCCGAUGUAAUUUAGGUGUAGAUAUAUCAAGCAGGCCGAACUAUAGGUGU
This is a messenger RNA of Oryza brachyantha (malo sina), 3232 nucleotides long. Its product is annotated as dual specificity protein phosphatase PHS1-like. The transcript is spliced from 12 exons. The record is from RefSeq and is a predicted model, not a curated record. NCBI's taxonomy places the organism in Eukaryota, Viridiplantae, Streptophyta, Magnoliopsida, Poales, Poaceae. Gene Ontology annotation, molecular function: protein tyrosine/serine/threonine phosphatase activity. Gene Ontology annotation, biological process: cortical microtubule organization; protein dephosphorylation; response to abscisic acid. The coding region runs from base 334 to 3132 and encodes 932 amino acids.